Molecule: messenger RNA, 2673 nt
Organism: Ctenocephalides felis (cat flea)
Lineage: Eukaryota; Metazoa; Arthropoda; Insecta; Siphonaptera; Pulicidae
Exons: 5
Coding region: 1-2673 (890 amino acids)
Biological process (GO): DNA integration
Molecular function (GO): nucleic acid binding
Source: RefSeq, a predicted model, not a curated record
AUGGUUCAUAUUGAUCCCAUGAAGAUUAUGCACGCCGUUCUGAUCACCGAACGCUUAUUCAGAUCAUCAGAUCACAAGGCCGAUUACUCAGAUUACUCGAUACGGAACACAGAAAUGACAGAGCAAGGAUCACAUCUCAUGCAUAAGCAACACGAUCGUGUUAUAAUUUAUGCAUUUGAUGCAGAAACAACAGCUGAAUCCAAAUCAGCUCAUCAAGAACAACUGAGGACACGGGACGCCGACAACACAAAGAUCUGUGUUAAUAUGGAUUCUUUAAAAUCUUUGAAAAACAAAAAGAAAUUCAUGAAAUCUCGUUUAACCCAAAUUGAUAAUUUUUGUAAAGGAAUAGGAGAAAAUGCAAGUAGUGAAACAGAUAUAUCAGAAUUUGAACAUAUUUUAGCGGAGUUAAAGCCCUCUUUGAAUACAUUUCAGGAUCUAUUAAUCGAAAUGGCAAGCAUUAUUGAUGAUGAUGAGCAAACAAACAAACUAAUAGAUACUGAAAUGUGUGAUUUUCAUAAUACUUAUAGUCACAUGACCGAGGUUAAUGACUUAAAUGAACCUUUAACUAACUUUUAUUUACCUCAUCAUGGAAUUUUAAAACCACAUAGUUUAACGACAAAAUUACGAGUAGUUUUCGAUGCUUCAUAUGCGUCCGAACGAGCUUAUGGUGCAUGCGUAUAUAUACGAUCAGCUAACAAAAAUUCAAACUUUAAAAUUCAACUCAUUACUUCCAAAUCUAGAGUAGCACCAUUGCGUAACAUAACACUGCCGCGACUUGAAUUAUGUGCAGCGCACUUAUUAGCAAAUCUUAUACAAAAAAUCAAAACAGCGUUAAACAUCAACUUCGAUAGGGAAUUUUUUUGGAGCGAUUCAACAGUUGCUUUAUCAUGGAUUAAAUCUCCAUCCUACCGUUGGAAAACAUUUGUUGCUAAUAGGGUAGCCGAUAUCCAAACUAACACUGAUAUCAAUAACUGGUUGCAUGUUAAAUCACAAGACAAUCCCGCUGACUUAAUAUCACGGGGAAUUUUCGCGCGCGAUUUAAUAAAUUCUUCAUUAUGGUGGAACGGUCCAUCAUGGCUACGAUAUCCAAUAAAAAUCGAUCAGCAUAAUAACAACAUACCUACAACAGAUGAGGAAAGUCGUACUACUACCCUAAUUUCCAUUAUUGACGAAACAAAUGAAUUAUUUAAUCGCUAUUCAUCCAUCACUAAACUGAUUCGUGUCGUAGCUCAUUGUUUACGUUUUUCUAACAAUUGCAGACCAAAGAAAAAAGUGAUGGUACGCGGACCUUUACAAGUAUGUGAACUGAAUAUUUCGCGUAUGCUUUUAAUAAAGUUAUCUCAAAACGAAGCAUUCAAAAAGGACAUAAGUAAUAUAAUAAAGAAUGGGUCGGUAGAUAAAACUUCUAAUUUAAAAACGUUUAAUCCUUUUCUUGACGAAAACGGAAUACUUCGCGUUGGAGGUCGCUUAAAAAACUCAAACAUUGGUUAUAGCAAGCGUCAUCCAAUAGUUUUGCCGAAAAAACACAUAUUAACAACGUUAAUUGCGAAAUAUGAACACUUGAGACUAUAUCACUGCGGGUCUCAAAUGUUGUUAAAUACUUUACGCAAUAAUUAUUGGCCAAUGGGGGGUAGAAAUCUAACUAGAAACAUAGUCAAAAAUUGCAUAACUUGUUUCAAAGUUAAACCAACUUCAAUAAACCCAUUAAUGGGAAACUUACCAACACAUCGAAUAACCCCUCAAACGCCAUUUUCGACAUGUGGCGUCGAUUACGGAGGUCCCAUAAUUCUAAGAGAUCGCCGUACCAGAGGUUAUAAAAAAUAUAAAGCAUAUAUCUGUUUGUUUGUCUGUUUUGUCACCAAAGCUAUUCACAUUGAACUAGUAUCCGAUUUGACUGCGGAGUGUUUUUUAGCAGCUUUGAGACGAUUCACUGCACGCCGCGGCAAACCUAGCGAUAUAUUUUCGGACAAUGGCACUAACUUCGUAGGUGCAAAUUCUGAAUUAAACGAAUUAUCUAAAUUUUUACAAAAUAAAUCUAUUAAAUCUACCAUUACAAACAAUCUAUCAAUUGAGUCUAUAUCCUGGCAUUACAUUCCGGCAAAUUCUCCUCACUUUGGGGGGCUUUGGGAGGCAGGCAUUAAAUCAUGUAAAGCCCAUUUAAAACGCGUUCUUGGCAAUGCAUGCCUUACGUUCGAAGAAUUUUACACAGUAUUAACACAGAUCGAAGCAAUAUUAAACUCAAGACCACUAUCUCCAUUAAGCUCUGAUCCCAAUGAUUACAAUCCUUUAACUCCCGGCCAUUUUUUAAUUGGCAAACCACCCACAUCAAUCCCAGAUCCAUGUGUGCUUGAAAUUCCGGAGAAUAGGCUGUCAUGCUAUCAGCGUCUUCAGAGACUGACGCAACACUUUUGGAAGCGGUGGUACAAAGAAUAUAUAUCGGAACUACAAGUGAGAACAAAAUGGCACAAAUAUUCAUCAGAACUCAUUAAAGUCGGUAAUAUGGUACUAUUACGCGAUGAAAAUUUACCACCACUACGGUGGCGAUUGGGUCGAAUCAUAACACUACAUCCCGGAGAAGACGGCAUCGUGCGAGUGAUAACAGUGAAAACAAACAAUAAUUUAGUGAAACGUGCAGUAUCAAGAAUCUGUGUCUUACCAAUUGACGAUAAAUAA